Stereum hirsutum FP-91666 SS1 is the source of this 3299-nucleotide messenger RNA. RefSeq names its product APG9-domain-containing protein. NCBI's taxonomy places the organism in Eukaryota, Fungi, Basidiomycota, Agaricomycetes, Russulales, Stereaceae. Gene Ontology annotation, cellular component: phagophore assembly site; autophagosome. Gene Ontology annotation, biological process: autophagy of mitochondrion; protein localization to phagophore assembly site. The transcript is spliced from 9 exons. Bases 118 to 3039 code for a protein of 973 amino acids. The record is from RefSeq and is a predicted model, not a curated record.
GCCUCUACUGUGCCACUCUGCGCACAAGCAGCCUCGUUCAAUCUCAGGCUCGUCGGGCGCUUCAUCUCUCUCGUAAAGACACGUCCGCGAGCCAAGGACCGCAUACGCAAGCCCACCAUGGCUUCACCUGGUCGCCGUGCUAAUAACUCUCGUCCACUAUCAGCUUCGCGCUCGUUUCAACAGUCUCUCUAUGCUCCUGGCUCAAGCUCUCGCCCAUUUUUGAAUAUGCUGAAUCCUCUGGGCCGCACAUACCAAGGAUAUACGGCUGCAAAUCAGUCCUUGCUCGAGGAAGAGGAGGAGGAGCGUUCACAUGACGACGAAGACGUGGAGGACGAUGUGGAAGCUCAGACGAGCAGGAGCGUCCGCCGAGGGAAGCGGCCCAGUGGUGCCACCAUGAGCCUUCUUCGACCCAACAUUCACCAUGAAGAUAAGAUUCACGAAGAAUCAGAGUCUGAUGACGAUGUUCCCCAGAGCUUCAUGAUCGAGUCUCCCCAUAAUCGACGACCGCCACCUCCCUCGACCUCCACGCGGACAUCGAAGGGCAAAGCUCGCGAUAGAGGAGACUCAUCGUCCGCGCAGCCUCCAGGUCUUGAUGUUCCUCGGAUAUCUGUUCCACCACGGCCGUCAGAAAUCAAUAUUGAUGAAAGGUCUUUACCUUCACCAUCGCCACAACCUUCGAAGCCCAUGCGUGGGCUAGAUGCGUACGAGCGCGCUCUUUGGAACUGGGUCAACGUCUACAACCUCGACGCGUUUCUGCAAGAGGUGUACUACUAUUAUGAGGGAAAGGGGAUUUAUUCAAUUGCCUUGACCCGUGGCUUAAACCUUCUCACAGUCGGGUUCGUCAUUAGCUUCUCGACAUUUCUACUCCGAUGCGUCAACUACUCGCGCAUACGGCCGGAGGGAGUAACCAGAUUGUCGGACGUUGUGGUCGAUCGAUGUGUGGCGAGGUUCUCGGGAUUCACACUUCUUUUCUUCCUCUUGUUCUGCGCGUUCUACUUGUGGCAGAUUGUCUCGUUCGUCACGGGCAUCAUGCGCCUCGCGGACAUGUACCGCUUCUACACGUAUCUUCUCAAGAUACCAGAUGAAGAUAUCUCAACUAUAUCUUGGCCAGAGAUCGUUCGCCGUAUAUCCAACAUCCGUGACUCCAAUCCCCUCACCGCCAUAUCCUCCCGCCCACGAGACAGCGACGGUGCCAAACUCGAUGCGCACGACAUCGCCAACCGCAUUAUGCGGCAGGAGAACUAUUUGAUUUCACUGUUCAACAAGGAACUUCUCGAUUUACGCGUUCCGUUGCCAGCUGGGAUUGAGAGGAUUGUGGGUUCGGGUGCCCCAGCGGGUAAAGGACGGACGCUCACGAGGGCUUUGGAGUGGAAUUUGAGGUUCUGCUUGAUGGAGUUUUUGUUUGAUCAGAGAGGUAGAGUCAGGAAGGUGUUCUUGAAGAGUAAGAAUAGAGCGGCGUUGAUAGAAGGGCUUCGGAGAAGGCUCAUCUUCAUGGGCAUCCUGAACGCAAUAUUUGCACCAUUUAUCGUUCUCUAUCUCCUCAUGUAUUCGUUCUUCCGCUAUUUCGAGGAAUACCACAAGAACCCAUCAUCAAUCGGAGGCCGAGCAUAUACUCCCUUCGCACAGUGGAAAUUCCGCGAAUUCAACGAACUUCCCCACCUCUUCACGCGUCGUCUCGAUGAAUCAUACCCUACCGCCAAUAUAUACAUCGCACAAUUCCCGAACGAGAAAGUUGCCAUCGUCAUGCGAUUUGUCGCGUUCAUAGCGGGUUCUUUCGCUGCGGUCCUUGUUCUCGCUUCGAUCCUCGAUCCAGACAUUUUCCUCCAUUUCGAGAUCACGCCACACGGGACAGUCGUAUUUUAUAUCACCGUAUUCACAGGCAUACUCGCCGUGGCACAAGGAAUGAUUCCCGAAGAGAACAGAGUGUUCGACUCGGAGAUGCUCAUGAUGGAAGUUGUGCAGUAUACGCAUUACCUCCCGGACGAAUGGAAAGAGAGGCUACAUUCUAAGAAGGUCCAUCAGGAGUUCGGAGAGUUGUUCGACAUGAAGAUCCUGACGUUCGUGAAGGAGAUCAUCUCCGUCGUCUUGACGCCUUUCAUAUUGUGGUUCUCCCUCCCGCGCUGCGCUCCCGCUAUCAUCGAUUUCUUCAGAGAGUUCACGGUUCACGUGGACGGUCUCGGGUUCGUGUGUAGUUUCGCCGUAUUUGACUUCCAGAGACACGGAAACGUGAAGUUCGGCGCCCCGACGACGGUGAAAGACGAGAAGCUCAUGUCGAAAGAAGGUAAGAUGGAGAAAUCGUUCCUCAACUUCAAAGCUGCACACCCGGAAUGGAUGCCCUCCGACCCCUCUGGAUCCCUCUAUCUCAGUCGCAUGGCGGAUUACACUGCAGCGACCAAUAACAACCAUCCCCGACGACGAGCCGCUCAUGCGCACACCGCCUCCAAUACCUCAGCGCACAGUCAUGGUCAAAAGGACGGAGACGCGCGAAAGGAAGAUAUGGCGGCUACUAUGGUCCUGCCCUCCGACGAAGAGCAUCUGAAUGCGAGGGCGAAAGAGUACGAGAGGGCGUUGCAUGAGAGCCAGAGCGCGGCGCUGGCGAGACGGAAGAUGGGAACGUCGGGUGUCAUGUUCGGGCCUGGAGGAUUCGGAAUGGGAGGAGGUGGGAUGCAGAGCACGAUCUAUCAGAGCGGGAUGGCUCAAACGGCCGUCCUAGGCGAUUCGGAAGGGAGCAUUAUGCCGCCACAGCAACAUACACCUCAAUCGCUUUCUGCCCACCCUAGCGUGAGCACGAGUCUCAGUCGAGAAGGUUCCGGUAUAGGUGGUAUAGCACCGGAAGAUAGGGAUGCGGACGGGGGCGUCGGGAGCGCGUUGGGAGAGAGUUACGUGGAUGGGGAGGGGGCGAGGAGGGGUAAGAUCGUUAGUGGGUUGAGUAUGCAGGAAGAAGAGGAGGAGGUUGAGGAUGGAGGUGUGCUAGGGCUGUUGGCGCAGAUUUAUAGUGGGAAGGGCGCGACGAGGGCGGGGCCGGCGAGGGUGCUGUAAACAUUUUCUUUUCCUCCUCAUAUCUUCCCUCGGGUCGGGGCCCCUCGCAAUGGUGAGGGGAUAUGAUAUUGGGUUGAGCUUGGGGAAGCCGUGGUGCGGGGAUCGGGGGGAGCGGUAAUGUUAUAUAGAUAUCGCAUCUUGGUUGGUUUGUGCAUAUAACGUUCUGUCUGUCCGCGUCAUGACUGCACGAAUCUCACAUUUUUUCUCAGUCAAGAAUCUUACUUGUUGAUUUUGCUUCAUAGGUGCAGCCCAUGGCGUAG